Messenger RNA from Peronospora belbahrii, 870 nucleotides. The record is from the annotation of a GenBank genome assembly. NCBI's taxonomy places the organism in Eukaryota, Oomycota, Peronosporomycetes, Peronosporales, Peronosporaceae.
AUGGAAAAGAGUGUGUGUGAACGGUUCAGUGUCGGUUCAUAUCCAACGCUCAAGGUCGUAGCUAAUGGGAUGGCCUAUGAUUACAAUGGCCGUCGUGAUGUGGCUAGUAUGGUGGCAUUUGUUACUAGAGGUUAUAAACAAGAGACUGGUGAACGUGUAUUGAGUUAUGCCGAGUUUAUUGAGCAACGCAAGGCUGCAAUGACGGAACAGGACGAGAAUGAACGGAAGAGUGCAGUUGUUUACCUUACAACGGUCUUGUUUGAAGAACAAGUGCUAGGGAGUAAAGAACCAUGGCUUAUCAAGUUCUAUGCUCCAUGGUGUGGCCAUUGUAAACGUCUUGCACCGACGUGGAACAAACUAAGUCGGACACUGAAGGAGAAUGGAAGCAAGACGCAAGUAGCUAAGGUCGACUGUACAGUACACCGUCGAGUCUGUUCACGUUUUGGCGUGAAUGGCUUUCCGUCUCUCUAUUAUAUCAAUAAUGGACAAGUGUAUCGAUACAAGGGUGGACGUUCGCUCCCUGCAUUCCUCGACUAUGUGGAGAGCGGCUGGAAGACGGCUGAGUCCAUUGGUCCCGUACCAGAGGAAGGCAUUCUUUCCAAGAUUGUUGACAUUGUUAUCGAAUGGGCGACAGAACACACAAUUUUGGCUGUUCUAGCGGGUAUCUUGGCAAUUGCUAUUGUUGUGGCCAUCUUGGUAGCUGUAUUGGACUACUGGCUUGGUGUAGAUGAUGUAACGCAGUACAAAAAGCUACUUGACGAGAAGGAAGAAGAGGAGAACAAGAAAGAUGGAGAGACGGAGGAUCUUCCACCUCGUGUGCCAUCCGCGUCGCAGGCCAAGAAAGCGGGUCAAAAGCCCAAGGACGAGUAA